Alternaria arborescens is the source of this 1125-nucleotide messenger RNA. RefSeq lists its product as hypothetical. The transcript has a single exon. NCBI's taxonomy places the organism in Eukaryota, Fungi, Ascomycota, Dothideomycetes, Pleosporales, Pleosporaceae. The coding region runs from base 1 to 1125 and encodes 374 amino acids. The record is from RefSeq and is a predicted model, not a curated record.
AUGCAGGCUGUGUUGUCUCGCCGUGGUGGUAUAUUCGGUUCUUCCAACGCGGGAGGAGAAUGGUGUACGGCCAAGUGCAAUGCUAAGAGGUGGAUGACGCAUAGGGAUUGGACUAAACAGUGGAGGAAGACAAGACUCAACUGUUGGAGACUUGAGGCAACACUGGAAAAGUUACAGGACGAACGUUGCGAUAUGGCAGAACAAUGGGGUUUAGACGAGGCGUUGUAUAUCUGGGAGCUUGCAAAAGAUGAGUGUAGCCAAGUACCUGCUUAUGGUCGUACAGGGAAUUUCUUUCCAACGAACGUACAAGAUACACAAGCCGUCUUGAAGUCAGCACCUACGGAAGAACAAUUAUCUGGAGAGGAUUGGAAGACGGUUAAGUGUAGAUGGAAGAAAAGAUCUCAGCUACUGAAGAGUUUACCUCAAGACGAGCCCAAACAAGCAGUCACCAAAGAGACGAACAGCGUCGUCAACAGACUGAAGCAUAUGGGUUGUACUUCGGGGAACUGCUUCAAAGCUCUCGUCAAGCAUGACACAAACGUAGUAACAAAGCUUGCCGAGCCGAUAGAAAGACCACGAUAUCCUCCCGGCGGCGACGCAACACCCAAAACACCCGACUCUGUUCGAGAGACCACUUGGAUGGAGCCUCGUUCGGCACUGAAGUGUAACUCGCCUUCGACUUCCCGCUCACACAAGUCAGUCGUUAUCAACGCACAGGCUACAAUUCUUCCACUUGAUACCACACCGGUUACGACAACGCCACAUCACGAACACACAGUUGCAGAGAAGAGCCACAGACGCCUCACGUAUAAUCGAAACUCAGGUUCCUACAUACCGUCAUGCUGGGCAAGUCCAGAAGGAUACGAAAAAUACAAUACUAGCCAUUGCAAGGACACCUGUGCGACUAUAGAUCGGCUCCAAAAGAAGUUCACGACAUUGGAAGAGGAAGAACAAGAAUGUUGGGACGAGGAGGAUGAGACGCUCACGGAAGAAGGUGAGAAAGCUGCCAUUGAAGAAGGAGAGGCAUCAGAUGAGGGAGAAGAAAACAUUAGGUCCCCCUUUCAAGCACGGUUACCGCCAUGGCAGCCUGGACAGAAGAUGUGCAGUAUGAAGCAGAGUCUGUGA